AUAGGACGGUCACCUCUAUGUAACGGUCAAUUUGUUUGGUCCCGUCGAGUGUUAUGGGAAAAAUACAUUAAUACUUCUAAAUAGCGGGCACUCUAAUUAACGGUCAACAUUUAAAAGUAUAUCAAAUGGAAAAUUAUUAUUUCAAAAUUAUUUUUGACAGUUUAUCUUAACGAGCUUAAUUUAUGAUGUCGAUAAGGCGAUAACACUAGUCCGUGACUGUGUAUUUUGUCAUUUGUGUUCAGUGUAUGUUUAAAACGUUUCGAAGUACGUACCUAUAAUUUCAAUGGCGUCCAAACGAAAACAUCUAACUUUAACAGAAAAAAUAAAAUUGUUAGAUUUUUACCAAAAAGAAAAUGUGAGUGCACGUACUCUUGCACAUAAAUUUGGAAUUGGAAGAACUCAAGCCACCGACUUAAUAAAAAACAGAGAAACGAUUUUAAAAUUAUGGAAAUCCCACGGUAAUGAUCAAAUGAAAACUACAAAACGUCGUAAAACCGAAUCAGGCAAUAUCAAAGAAGUUGUAUACGAAUGGUUUUGUGCAGCUCAUGCUAAAAAUAUUCCAAUCAGUGGACCAAUACUUAAAGAAAAGGCUUUACAAGUAAGUAAAGAAUUUGAAUGUGAAAAUUUUAAAGCGUCAAAUGGUUGGCUUGAUAAAUUUUAAUCACGCUACAAUAUUUCUUUUAAAGUGGUUUGCGGCGAGAGUAAAUCAGUUGAUACAGAAACAGUGGACGAAUGGCGUAUAAAAGUCAAACAAUUAAUUUCUUCUUAUGAGCCACGAAAUAUUUACAAUGCAGAUGAAACAGGAUUAUUUUAUAAAAUUCUUCCUAAUAAAACAUUAAGUUUUAAAAAUGAAAUUUGUAGUUCUGGGAAAAAGUCUAAAGAGAGAUUGACAGUCAUGUUACGCGUUAAUUUAAUAGGUGAAUUUGAAAAGCCACUAAUCAUAGGUAAAUAUAAGAAACCUCGUUGAUUUAAGAAUGUGGACAUAAAACGCUUAGACCUACACUGGGAGGCAAAUAAAAAAGCAUGGAUGACACGAUGUAUAAUGACUGAGUGGUUAAUGUGGUUUGAUGAAAAAAUGACAAAACAAAAGCGUAAAAUUAUUUUGUUUUUAGAUAAUGCAACAUCACAUCCUUAUUUAAAACUAAAAAACAUAAACUUAGUAUUUCUACCACCAAAUACGACGUCACACUGUCAGCCUCUAGAUCAAGGUAUAAUCCAAAAUUUUAAAGUUAUUUACCGACAAAUGAUACUUAGGUGAAUAUUAUCACAGAUAGACGUAGUAAAAGAUGCUGACGAACUUGCAAAAAGCAUUACUGUAUUAGACGCUUUGAUGUGGAUUAAACAGUCUGUAAAGCAAAUAACUGAUUUAGAUAACACAGAUCUUGAAAUCAAGUACUAAUAUCAAGUCAUUCAAAAUAACAGAUAAUGACGAAGAGGAAACACAUGAAGAAACUGAAGAAACUGAAAAAACUGAAGAACCCGAGUACACUGUAUCAAACUAUUCUGAGGUUUUAACUCAAAUAAAACAAUUAUCAGCUUUCACUCUUCAAAAAGAUAUGGACUUCUUGGGCCGAGUGGUUGUGGCAAAACGACUUUGUUGAACUGCAUACUUGGUCUUAGUUCAUUGGAUUCUGGUAAAAUAUAUUUAAAAGCGCAACGUCACUCGGAAAUAAGUUACAUGCCACAAGACAUUACGUUGCAUAAUAAUUUAACUGCACAUCAAACUUUCAUAUUUUAUGGAAAGUUAUAUGGAAUAAACGAAGAAAAUGUAAAAAAGAGGAUUAACGAGUUAGUCCAUCUACUAAGAUUACCGUCGUUAAGCAUGCAAAUUAAAAACUUAAGUGGAGGAGAAAAAAGACGAUUAUCGUUUGGCGUAGCAUUAUUCCAUGAUCCCAAAAUUAUGAUACUUGAUGAGCCUACUGUCGGUAUGGAUCCAGUUAUGAGGCAAAGCAUUUGGAAUCAUCUGGUUGAACUCUCUCUGGGAGGAAAAACUAUCGUCAUAACUACGCAUUAUGUUGAGGAGGCCAUUAAAGCAAACAUGGUGGGAUUUAUGCGAAAUGGUGUUUUAGUAGGCGAAGAUUCACCUAAUUCUUUAAUAUUAAAACAAAACUCAUUAACAUUAGAAGAAGCAUUUUUAUCACUUUGUUGUGUACAAGAAAGUGAGAGAUUUUCCAAUAAAUCUAAACAUGAAUAUUCAGAGAUUCUACCAUUUACUAAGAAUCGAUUAAAAAACAGCUUUUCUUGGAGAAGAUUUCGAGCUCUAACAUACAAAAAUGCCUCACUUUUGUACAAAGACCAUACAUUUUUAUUCUUUACAUUUGUUUUACCUCUGGUCCAAACGAUUGUGUAUAAUUUAUGCGUUGGACAUAACAUUCAGAAUGCAAAGUUGGGAGUGGUUAAUGAUGAAAUAAAAAAUUGUAGCACUGAUUUAUAUCAACAAAAAUGUUUCUUAAACGACCCAAGUAAUACAAAAUUGAGUUGUAUGUUUAUUGACCAUCUACGAGCAUCCAAUAGUUAUUUGAUCGACUACCAAAGUCUAAAUUCUGGUAAUGCUGCAUUAAAUGCCAGGUUUAUAUGGGGUUUGAUUUAUUUUACUUCAAACUAUACAAUGACAUUGAAAAAUCGUCUCAAUAUAUUUGUUAACAGUUAUGAUAUAGACUAUAGCUCGGUGAAGAUCACAUUAGAUGCAUCAAAUUAUAUCAUGAAAUUAAAAAUAAAGGAUGACAUAACUUCAACGUUUGUGAAAACAUUAAAAGAAGCAACUAAGUACUGUAAUAUAAGCGAAAAAUCAUACUCUUACCCAAUUUCAAUUCAAAGUAUAGGAAACGUUAAAGUCACUGAAUUUAUUCAUUCAGCUUCUCCAGGAUUUAUAGUUUUAUUGGCUUUUUAUUUCCCAAUGAUUUUAUCAACUGGAUUAUUGCUGUCGGAGAAGGAUGAAGGAAUAAUGAGUCGAAUAAUGGUCGCAGGGGUACAAUUCUUAGAAUUUGUUGUGUCUAUAAUAUUUCUCCAAACAAUUGUCCACAUUAUACAAUCAUCGAUUGAAAUAUUUAUUAUGUAUUUCAUGUUUAAUAACCCAAUUUCACCAGAUAACUUUUGGACAUUUGCAGUAACUAUAAUGAUUAUUGGAUAUCAAGGAAUGUUUGCAGGAAUAUUAGUAGCUGCUGUGUCAAAAAACUACACAAUGGCAACCCAUAUUAAUAUGGGAACGAAUGUUUUAUUUUCAUGUUUAUGCGGACUUAUUUGGCCAAUGGAAAGCGCACAUCCUGUUUUAAAAGCCUUCAAUCGUUUUCUACCUAUAUCCAUUGCAUCAGAAACAAUUGGAAAUUUGACACUCAAAGGAUGGCCUUUACAUCAUCCUUUAGUUCUACGUGGAUUAGUAUUGACAAUUUUAUGGUUAAUAGUCUUUGCAGUACCAGUGUGUUUCUUUAGUUCAUUUAAAAAAGAUGCAUGGCUAAAAUCAAAAUCAAAACUUUAAAAAUUAAAUAAAAUAAAAGUAAAUUAUAAUUCAUAA
Messenger RNA from Acyrthosiphon pisum (pea aphid), 3511 nucleotides. Its product is annotated as ABC transporter G family member 23-like. Gene Ontology annotation, molecular function: ATP binding; ATP hydrolysis activity; ABC-type transporter activity. The transcript has 16 exons. The record is from RefSeq and is a predicted model, not a curated record. Gene Ontology annotation, cellular component: membrane. NCBI's taxonomy places the organism in Eukaryota, Metazoa, Arthropoda, Insecta, Hemiptera, Aphididae. The coding region runs from base 1679 to 3475 and encodes 598 amino acids.